Xylaria bambusicola is the source of this 3805-nucleotide messenger RNA. RefSeq lists its product as uncharacterized. Gene Ontology annotation, biological process: regulation of transcription by RNA polymerase II. Bases 239 to 3496 code for a protein of 1085 amino acids. The record is from RefSeq and is a predicted model, not a curated record. The transcript has a single exon. Gene Ontology annotation, cellular component: nucleus. Gene Ontology annotation, molecular function: DNA binding. Lineage: Eukaryota; Fungi; Ascomycota; Sordariomycetes; Xylariales; Xylariaceae.
GGUGUUCAGCUUUUGAUUGGGGUUUGAUGGGCGGAUUGGCUGACAACAGGCCCCCACGCAUAUAUCUACUGUCCUUAUAUAUAGACAUUGUGUCAGUGGUAAUAAGCGAUAUCCAGAAGAACAGUCUCAGAUUAUUCUGCUAUAAUAGCUUCUGACUCGAAGAAUUUCCAACCGCCGCGCUAUCACUGGGCAAAGCGUCAAGGUCGGCUGUGCCACUCAUUGGGCUGGAGGAGAAUAUAUGCCCAUGGAUACCGAGGAGCAUUUUUCAAUGGUGUUUGAGGAGGACGUCACUAUGGCAGACACGUUGUGGCCCUCAUCAUUACUGUUGUUAGAUGAUACCGCCCCUAUCAUGCCAAACGACGAAUAUUUACUGCCUUGGGGUGGUGUAUCUCCAUUUGACCCUCUCUCUUCUGAAGUAGCAGCUACGACACCAAAUGAGCCUCACAAGUCAAUCCAGCCCUCCCUCUUGGACGGUAUGGAGGCCUCUGUGCCCGAGUAUGAUUCUACGUUCAACUAUCCAGAUGUCGACAUCGAUUUUACACUGGACUGGGUGCACGCUGAGAGACCAUUCCACCCUCAUGAUUCAGUCUCAGAGCGCGGUGCUUACAGUGAUAAGGGCAAGCCUUCGCUACCGUCUAGGACUUCAGAGAAACAGGAGAAUCAGACUGAGAAGAUUCGUCGGAUUACCAUCAACCAGCAGCAGAAGCAAAUUCUCACCAACUGGAUCACGAGAAAUUCGGAGCCAUAUCCGUCAAGGGAGGAUAAGGCUAAUUUAGCAACUGCCACGGGACUUUCAAUAGACCAAGUGAGCGGUUGGUUUACGAGAACGCGACAAAGACAACUGCAACGAAUACAAUCGAACGCUCCAGUACUAAAUCUGAGUGGCACUUCACUGCUACCUACCAUCUACCAUGGAUGUACAAGUGGACAAGCGGCAAGAAUGCCGAACAGAGUACCUAGCCCUGGGUUACCCGACUCAGUAGGAAACGAUAGAUGCCUCCCAUCAUGUUUUUACUUACCGAGGUGCACAAGUUUAUCACCUCGGUCAAAGGAGUCGUUUAUCAACAAUUCGCCUAAGCGAACUCGAUCUCUCCCACAUAUCUUCACUCUGGAUUGCAUCAAUACCCAUGCAUCUGCCAUAAGUCAAGCCUCACAACGCCAAUUGUCGUUGGAUGUAGCGGCACCAACAUAUGAAAGCGGUCAUUCCAGACAUAACAAACCGGCCAUCGAAGUUCAAUCUUUGACAUCUCGAGAGACGCAAGGCCUCAUCCACCCUCUCAAAGCCAACUCUAAUACGAGUUUCGUGGAGGCAUGGGUUGAAGACGUGGCUCGCUAUGUGUUUGCUACUACUGCAGAUCCUUUAGACAUCACAUGUCAGACUUCUCCAAAUCAAACUCAGGAGAGUGCAGCAAAGCCCUCCCAGAUUUCUGAACAAGGGUUUGAACAAUCCGGCAAGAUCGAGUGCACCUCGUACCAUACCACCCCCGGGCAGACGGCAGGCGUAGUAACUCCAUCUGCAUCAACGUAUUCACGGAUGAGUCUGACAAAGAUAAGCAACCUAGGUGGGAGCAGCAAUGACCACCCUGUACGUAGGCCGGAUCAAACAGCUUUAGAUGGCGGCACUUAUGUAUGUACUCACUAUGACUGCACGCUUCGGUUUGAUACACCAACACUACUUGAAAAGCAUAAUCGAGAAGUGCACGGUUCUAUUUUGAGCUCAAAUAUCCAGAAUUGGUCACACAGGUGCGAGAGAAGUAACCCGAGCACAGGAAAGCCAUGCAAUACGAGCUUUUCAAACCCCUAUGACCUUACUAGACACGAAUAUACGAUACAUAACGCAAAGAUAAUGAGGUAUCAAUGUGCCAAUUGUACGGAAGAAAAAUUGUUUAGCCGAGAAGACGCGAUGAAAAGGCACAUACGCACCGUUCACCCGGAUAUAUUCAAGAAAGCCCAAGAAUCCGCGAAAGAGGGGCGUCGAACAAACAUAGGAGUCCCGGCUCUAUUUCCACCCGCAGAUGACGAGAGUUCUUUUUCCGCGGGAUAUCGAGAUCGAGGGGAACCAUCAAUGCAAAACAUUGAUGGUAAACCUGCAGCAGUUCAUACUGAGUUGAAACAACGUUUAAUACCAUGGGCCCCCGAGCCUCCAGUCAAUCAAUCGGUUACCCAGAAAGAUCUGAAUGCAAGUCGGAGUUAUUCACAUACUGAAGCCGCAUACGACGCGAUAUCAAGUGCUGCAUCGAGUGUAGACAGUAAUGGCUCAGUUGCAAGCUACAUGAGCUUCGGCCCUCGCAAAGGCCGACGUGUCGCUUUCCAGAGAAGUUUCGAUGAGAAUUCCAAUUCUUUAGAUGUUCCGCCCCCUACACCCUUCAACGACCAAUAUUCUCCUGGCUUUCUGUCCAUCUUGUCUCCUGGAAAAUCUGAUACUGUUUCAGAUAAUGGCCAGAACCAAAUGAUGUCUGAUACCGAGGCGUUGGAUAAUUUGAGCAGAAACAAUGUUAAAAGAACCCGGAGGACCAACAAUAUUAAAAGAACCCGGAUGACCAACAAUAUUAAAAGAAUCCGGAUGACCAACAAUAUUAAAAGAAGCCGGGUGACCAAGAUUGAUGGGUCUGCAAGUCAACGGGCAUCUUACCAGUGUACCUUCUGCCGUUGCUUUUACCAAAGAUAUUACACAUGGAAACGGCACGAAGAGUCCGCUCACAUUGCCCCCUAUGUAUGGAUAUGCCGGUCAGAUAUGUUCCAGGCCGACUCUACUCAUUGCCCUCUGUGUGUAUCUUCUUCAAAUUCAGAAGGUACUCCUUCUACAGUAUGCCCGCACAAGUUUCGAGAAUGUUGGCAGAAGCCGGAUAUAAAUCGGACGUUUUAUCGACGCGAUUUAUUCAUACAACAUAUCUUUGGCGUGCAUUUUAAUGCCCAGAAGGACUGUCACCCAGUUGGUGAAUUACUCAAGUAUGGAAGGUGUGAGGGGAAAGGUCCUUCCCCAAGCGAUCUCAUCUGCCACUUCUGCGGCUUCCGCGCUGAAAGCUGGCAGGUAAGAUGUCAACAUAUAAGAAGACAUUUUGAGAAUGGAGAAACAAUGAACUCCUGGAUUCUCGGAGGGCCUUAUGUCAUAAACACAGAUGGCAGUACUCUCGAGCAAUCCCCCGCUGAAAGACGCCAGUCAAACACCUUAACUGUCAACGGACAAGGGGAAUGGCUUUGUCGCGUGAGAGCAUUCGGGGCGCAUGACCUCCAAUUAUGCAAGACAAACUGGACUUGUGUAAUAUGCGGUACUGAUCUCGAAUAUAAUAAUUCUGGAUCGGUACCUGGAUGGGGGAUCUUGAACCAUUUGAAUAACUCACAUAACAUGAUAACUUCUUGUGCCACCAAGAAGUUCUCGACCGCUGAGAGCUAUAUCAACCACCUAUUAAUGAAUCACCAUGGGAUCAGAGGAGACUGGAUGCGCAGGUUAGUUCUGUUCAGCUUCCAUCAAACCUAUAAGCUCAUUGGUCGAUGACACCCACAUAUGUCAUCAUAUAGGGGACUCUUAUCCGCCCCAAGCCCAGGAUGCUACCAACUUGAUGAAGACACCUUUCCUAGCUAUUUGAUUUUUGUCUCCUCAUAUACAAAUCUUUUCCUUCUGACUAUGGGCAGCGGGCAUUAUUCGCAUUCUCUACUUAGUCUUACCUUGGAAAUCGAAAAGAUUCUAAAUAUAGAACUCUAUAGCCUACCCUACCGGGAUGUCCUUUACCUGCCCAGUUGAACAGUUAUAUUUACUGUCGCACAGCAGAUGUUGUAGGAUCUGAGCGCUAGUGUAAGAAUCGUA